This is a messenger RNA of Lactuca virosa, 955 nucleotides long. Lineage: Eukaryota; Viridiplantae; Streptophyta; Magnoliopsida; Asterales; Asteraceae. The record is from the annotation of a GenBank genome assembly.
UGCAAUCAGUUGACCUACUGCUAUAUAAAUGAAGAAUCUGUUGCCAUAUACCCAACUACACUUACAAAGAAAUAAUUAACAAACUAUCCUUCGCUGUAACGUGUUUCCUUAAAAACGAUGGCAUCCCGUGACUCCGCUAUUCCUCAUCAUGACCAUGCCGCAGUUAGUAUGGAGGUACCACUAAAGACGUCAGCACCACCACCAGAGUACAGUGCUAAAAGAGGUGCAGGUGGAUCCAAGAAGCAUGCCGUGGUUGAUGUGUUCUUUAGAGUCGUGCUAUUUGCAACUUCUGUGGCUGGUAUCGUUCUUCUGAUCAUUUCUAAUCAAACUGAGCUUAUUCCGGUUGCACCCGGGAUAGCAAUAUCCAGGACUGGAAAAUUCAGUCACUCCCCAGCUCACAUAAACCUUUUGGCAUCGCUCUCCACGGCUGCUUUAUACAGCAUCAUCACUGGUUUAAUAUCAGUUUUUGCUCUCAUGAAGGCAGGAGGAACCUCAUCAAAGCUAAGAUUUCAUUUUGUGAUACUCGAUUCACUGCUAUUAGGUAUCAUGGCUGCCGCAACAGGAGCAUCAGGGGGUGUAUCAUACGUAGGACUCAAAGGAAACUCUCAUAGCAGAUGGAACAAGAUCUGUGAUACGUACGAUACUUACUGCAUCCGCGUUGGAGCCUCUAUUGCUUUGUCGCUCGUAUCGUCCAUAACACUUCUACUGUUGGUUUGGAUCAACGUUUAUGCACUUUCCAAGAAGAUUGCCAGGCGAUAGUUUGCUACAUAUGAAAAAUAUUUCCGAAGUACAAGUUUCAUGUUAUUAAUCUUUUGUGGUGUAAAUGUUCCAUGUACUUGUGUUAUUUCGUGCCAGUUUUGUGCUUGUGAUAUUUGUGAUUGAUAAAGAUUGCAUUAAAGUUUAUAGUUAAUUUUGUUAUAUUUCAAAGCAUUGGAGGUCCUACAUAUGUUGAGAG